GCCGCGGCAGCGCCGUCCCUGCGCCCUCCGUGCCGGCCCUGGCACUGCCCCGCCGCCGGGGCCGGGCUGCCUUUCCUGGGCUCGGCAAGCCGGCGGAUCUGCCGCGGCUGCAGCUGGAGAUGGCAUGGGAGCAGUGAAACAGUGACUGGGAGGUGCUGCAGGCUUUGUGCUGCUCCCUGGACCCUGGUUCUGGCAGCAGGAGCAGGCGCUCCCAGGAGCUGAUGGAUUAGCGGCAGCAGGCUCGGGAGGGGCUGGAAGGAGCAUGGUCAAGCACCAACCCCUGCAGUACUACGAGCCCCAGCUAUGUCUGUCCUGUCUGACCGGGAUCUACGGCUGCCGCUGGAAACGGUACCAGCGGUCACAUGAUGACACCACCAAGUGGGAGCGCCUCUGGUUCCUCAUCCUCACCUCAUCCUUCUUCCUCACCCUGGUGUGGUUUUACUUCUGGUGGGAAGUUCACAAUGACUACAAUGAAAUCAACUGGUUUUUGUAUAACCGGAUGGGAUACUGGAGUGACUGGUCCAUUCCAAUCCUUGUAACAACUGCUGCUGGCUUCACCUACAUCACAAUGUUACUGAUCCUGGCCCUGUGUCACAUAGCUGUGGGGCAGCAGAUGAACCUGCACUGGCUGCACAAGAUUGGCCUGGUGACAACCCUGAUAACCACUGUGGUGACCAUGUCAUCGAUAGCACAGCUUUGGGAUGAUGAGUGGGACAUGGUUUUUAUUUCACUGCAGGCCACAGCCCCUUUCUUGCACAUAGGAGCCCUGGCAGCUGUGACGGCGCUGUCGUGGUUGGUGGCAGGGCAGUUUGCACGGACAGAGAAAGCCACCUCGCAGAUGCUGAUGUUCUCUGCAUACCUGGCAGCUGUGGUUGCGCUUUACCUUGUGCCCCUGGCCAUCUCCUCGCCCUGCAUCAUGGACAAGGCAGCCCUGGCACCCAGGCCAGCCAUCCUGGGGCACCGAGGGGCUCCCAUGCUGGCCCCAGAGAACACUCGGAUGUCCUUCCAGAAGGCAGUGGAGCAGAAGGUGUCUGGAGUGCAGGCUGAUGUGGUACUGAGCUAUGAUGGGGUGCCCUUCCUGAUGCACGACAAGACUCUCAGGAGAACAACCAACGUGGAGGAGGUGUUCCCAGAGCGCGCCUACGAGCACUGCUCCAUGUUCAACUGGACUGACCUGGAGAAGCUCAACGCUGGCGAGUGGUUCCUGCAGAAUGACCCUUUCUGGACAGCAGGGUCUCUCUCAAGGGCUGACUACUUGGAGGCUGCCAACCAGUCAGUCUGCAAGCUGGAAGAUAUGCUGGAGGUGAUCAAGGACAACACAUCCCUGAUCCUGAACUUCCAGGACCUGCCAGCAGCUCAUCCCUACUACAGCACUUACAUCAACAUCACCCUGGAAACCAUCCUGGCAUCGGGCAUUCGGCAGCAGGCUGUGAUGUGGCUGCCAGACACGGAGAGGCAGCUGGUCAGGCAGCUUGCCCCAGGUUUCCAGCAGACCUCUGGCCUGAAGCUGGACGCAGAGCGCCUGCGGGAGAAGGGCAUCGUGAAGCUCAACCUGCGCUACACCAGGGUCACCAACGAGGAGGUCAGGGACUACAGCAUGGCCAACCUGAGUGUGAACCUGUACACGGUGAACGAGCCCUGGCUGUUCUCCAUCCUCUGGUGCGCCGGCGUCCCCUCGGUCACCUCCGACAGCUCCCACCUCCUCCGCAAGGUGCCUUUCCCCAUCUGGCUCAUGCCUCCAGACGAGUACCACCUAAUCUGGAUCACGUCUGAUCUCAUUUCAUUUCUUGUAAUUGUAGGAGUUUUUAUAUUCCAGAACUAUCACAUGAUCAGGUGGCGCCUGGGCAGCAUCAGGACCUACAACCCCGAGCAGAUCAUGCUCAGCGCCGCCGUGCGCCGCUCCAGCCAGGACGUCAAGAUCAUGAAGGAGAAGCUGAUCUUCUCAGAGAUCAACAACGGCGUGGAGAGCACGGAUGAGCUGUCCUUCUGCUCCGAGAACGGCUUUGCCAACGAGCUGGUGACACCCACGGACACCAAGCUGCGCAUCAACUGAGGCUCUGCCAUCCCUGAGGCUCUGCCAUCCCUGAGGCUCUGCCAUCCCUGAGGCUCUGCCAUCACCUGAGGCUCUGCCAUCCCUGAGG
Melospiza georgiana is the source of this 2141-nucleotide messenger RNA. It is a transcript of the gene GDPD5, whose product is annotated as glycerophosphodiester phosphodiesterase domain containing 5. Gene Ontology annotation, molecular function: glycerophosphodiester phosphodiesterase activity. The record is from RefSeq and is a predicted model, not a curated record. The transcript has 19 exons. Gene Ontology annotation, cellular component: plasma membrane. The coding region runs from base 263 to 2053 and encodes 596 amino acids. Lineage: Eukaryota; Metazoa; Chordata; Aves; Passeriformes; Passerellidae. Gene Ontology annotation, biological process: lipid metabolic process; positive regulation of neuron differentiation.